UAAGCCUGCUGCUAUCGUCGUGAGGGUGAAGUGCUGCUAAACUUGCGUAACGUUUGGCCUCCUGACACCGCCCAGUGAAAGAGGAAAGAAGGCGAAUCUGUCAUUCCGCUUCUCUUCAUCUAAUGGCUGCCUCCUUGACGUGCUCUCUCCAGUCAUGCUUUCUCAAGUCUGGAUUUUUGGGUGAAAGAAGUGAGCUUAGCUGCAUGAAGGGUCCUCCUAUCACAAGGAUAGGAUUUUUUAGGAAGAAUGUGGAGUGCAAGGAAUCGAGAAUUGGAAAACAUCCAAUAGAAGUUCCAUCAAAUGUGACAAUCGCUUUGGAAGGGCAGAAUCUAAAGGUGAAGGGUCCAUUGGGUGAGCUCUCUAGGACUUAUCCACGUGAAGUAAAGGUAGAAAGGCUGGAAUCUGGACUAGUGAAGGUCUCCAAGGCCCUGGAGAACAGGAGAGCCAACCAAAUGCACGGGUUGUUCAGAACUCUUACAGACAACAUGAUUGUUGGUGUAUCAAAGGGUUUCGAGAAGCGGCUCCAGCUGAUUGGUGUGGGUUAUCGUGCUAUCUUAGAGGGAAAAACAUUAGUACUGAAUCUUGGGUUCUCACAUCCAGUGCGGAUGGCAAUACCUGAAGGCAUCCAAGUUAAGGUUGAGGAUAAUACAAGAAUAGCAGUUUCCGGUAAUGACAAAUGUGCAGUAGGUGACUUCUGUGCCUCUGUGAGAAAGUGGAGACCCCCAGAACCAUACAAAGGCAAGGGUAUCAAAUAUGCAGACGAGAUCAUUAGAAGAAAGGAAGGCAAAGCUGGGAAGAAAAAGUAGAAGCUAUGAGUUUCUUCCUUUUUCGAUAGUUUUGUUUUGUGAAAGUCGUUGUUUGUAUCAAGAAACAGUUUGAGGAUGUGCAUAUGCUUACCUAUGUGAGACAUUAUUUUGUGGAAAUCUAUCAGAAGAUUCAUUUUUUUA
This is a messenger RNA of Nymphaea colorata (pocket water lily), 947 nucleotides long. Its product is annotated as 50S ribosomal protein L6, chloroplastic. Gene Ontology annotation, biological process: translation. Lineage: Eukaryota; Viridiplantae; Streptophyta; Magnoliopsida; Nymphaeales; Nymphaeaceae. Bases 123 to 806 code for a protein of 227 amino acids. The record is from RefSeq and is a predicted model, not a curated record. The transcript has 3 exons. Gene Ontology annotation, cellular component: ribosome. Gene Ontology annotation, molecular function: rRNA binding; structural constituent of ribosome.